GAGGGAGGGAUUUAUGAACUGGUUACUGAGUGCCUUAUACCCUCUCUUCUGUAAGAUUGCUCAUUUGCCCGGAAUGUCCUCCACUGAGCAGUGAUGUGUAUCCAGGACCUUAACAGGUUCUGGAUGGAAGGACUUGGUUUCUAUCUACUUACCUCCUCUGAUAAGCAGUUAGCGGUACCUUUAGUGCGCCGCUCCACCUUAAGGCUGACACAGGGUUUGUUUGUUCUGUUAGGGCUAUAGUUCAGUUGGGAAAUACUGUGAAACCACCAGGCCAGGUCACUAACCCUUUCCAUGGAGGCUGAGCCAAGGACUGGAAGACACCCCUUCUGACUUGGGGGCAGUCUCCAAACAGAACCACCUCCAUUCACAACAAGAGCCAGCUAAAAGCUCCACCCUUUCCCCAUCUUCCCUUGUUACCCUAGUUACACUGGGACUUUGGAGCAGAGCACCAUGGGGACUCCAAAUGAUCAGGCAGUGCUGCAGGCCAUCUUCAACCCCAACACACCAUUUGGAGAUGUCAUUGACUUGGACCUGGAAGAAGCAAAGAAAGAAGAUGAAGAUGGAGUUUUCCCUCAAGAACAGUUGGAGCAGUCCAAAGCUCUGGAGUUGCAGGGAGUGAGGGCAGCAGAAGCUGGGGACCUCCACACAGCCCUGGAGAAGUUUGGCCAAGCUAUCUGCCUGCUACCUGAGAGAGCCUCUGCCUACAACAACCGGGCUCAAGCCCGGAGGCUCCAGGGGGAUGUAGCAGGCGCCCUGGAGGACUUGGAGCGCGCAGUGACGCUGAGCGGCGGCCAGGGUCGCGCCGCCCGCCAGAGCUUCGUGCAGCGCGGACUGCUGGCGCGAUUGCAAGGCCGAGACGACGACGCCCGCAGGGACUUCGAGCAGGCAGCGCGACUGGGCAGCCCGUUCGCGCGGCGCCAGCUGGUGCUGCUCAACCCGUACGCCGCGCUGUGCAACCGCAUGCUGGCCGACAUGAUGGGGCAGCUACGCGCGCCCAGCAAUGGGCACUGAGCGUGGCCGAGGGAUGAUGGAGAGGGGACCCCUGAUCCAACCAGUACCCAAUAAAACUUCGGGGACUGCC
Messenger RNA from Cricetulus griseus (Chinese hamster), 1081 nucleotides. The record is from RefSeq and is a predicted model, not a curated record. Lineage: Eukaryota; Metazoa; Chordata; Mammalia; Rodentia; Cricetidae.